UUGAUUUAUCACUUAGCGAUUCCAGAACAUCUGACCACCGGUACACAGAAGCCGCCUGAAGGCUACAAAGUGUAAACAACAUUCGUGAGAGGCAUCCUGAGCCACACGACCCGCCUGUUCUGCUAGCCGUCGAGCAAGGGGCUACAAGCAGACCUUAGCUCAAACAUUGACCGCUCACAAAGUGAGCCGGGGCUCGCUCACGAAGUGAGCUAUCGCCUUGCUCCCGCACCGGUCACGAACUUUGAGCACCCAGUAAGCACUCAGGUAACAACUAGUAACAAAGGGCAAAGCCCCAAGUCAGCAGCCAAGGUUAGCGUCAUACGAGCGCCGGGCCCUUUGGUCAAGUUCAUGCGCGCUACUCCCUUGCUGCUAAGUGCCGUCAGCGACCAGCUUCGACUGAUGCCGUGCUUUGGAACUCUGAGUGGACGCUACAACGACUCUUACUCGCACCGCGAGGAGUCAGCGUCCGCCCGCCGGCAAGGGGAAGCUGACCGUUUCGGUGCCGAAGGCCCGACCGCUCCACCGCGAAGUGGCCGCGGAGGCGGCUAUCCCGGCUACACCUCUGACGCAAAGCGCCAGCACCAGGUCACCAAAGGUGGCGCUGCCCGUUUCCCUGAGCGCUCCCAGCCGCAAAGCGGCUACGACCGGGACCGUGACGCCAGCCGCAGCCACUUAGGAGGCAGCGAACGCGAACGCAGCAGGGAGCGCAGCAACGUCCACAACCACGACCGCGAGCGCCCACGCAGCGCAGAGUGCCGCCGCAGCCCUGACCGGCGCGAGUACGACCGCAGCCGCCACGCGCCGCACAGUGGCGCCCAGGCCUGGCAGUACGACCCCGCAGUUCACGGCCCCCCGGAACCCCUGAGCCCUGCCCGCGGUCAGGACCCGGUGAAGCACAUCGCCUGGCUGCAGCAGGCGGUCCAGUGGCACAAGCACGAGGUCCGCACAUCCAACCAGGAGUGCAGCAGGCUGCACGGGCUGCUCUCAGAUCUGCAGUUUCAGCUGCAGCGCAAGCAGGAGGCCAUUGACGAGCUGCAGAACAGGGUCCACCCCCUGGAGCAUCAGCUGCAGCUCAAGACCACUGAGAGCGCGCUGCUCCAGUCAGCCAGCUCCCUUCAGCAGCAGCUGCAGGCCACGAGCGCCAAGGGCGAGCCGCCGCAGUCCGUGCCGCAGCGUGCUCAGCAGCAGGAGACUCCCAAGCCGUCGCUGCUCGCUUCGGGCCGCCUCGCGUUCUCUCCCCGCGCCGCAGAGCCCGAAGGGCCCGACGGCGGAGAGGCGGUGACAGACCAGGAGGAGGAGUGCGACGUGGCGUGCGUCUGCGGCUGCGACCCCUGCGCCUGCUUCGACGCCGCCCCCUCCGAUGGCAGCAACGGUGCUGCGGCCGGUGAGCUAGCGGGCACAGGGUGCUUUGGGUGUGGCGGUCGGGGGAGCCCGCCAGUUCUGGUGGCGGGGGGAAGCAACCGUGCUGCUGCGGCUGCCCUGCGGGCCGUGCUGCAGCAGCAGCCCUCUUCGCAGCAGCGGGUGGCAGUGGGAGGGCUUAGCGGGGUCCAGCCGGCGGCAGGCGUGGGGGGGCCGCCGGCGGCCAGGCCUCGCCCUGCCGGUGCUGGGCCGGCUGGCGUGCAGCAGCAGCACAGUGGCGCUCCCGCGCCACGGCCGCCCUUGGAUCCGCGGGCCGCCGCCGGGCAGGAUCAGGAGCAGUCCGCUGUGAUGCGGCGGUACUUGGCCGAGCUGGCGGACCUCAAUCUCCAGCAGAAACGGCGGUUACAGCAACAGCAGCAGCAGGAACUGCAGCGCCAGGGGCAGUCGCCCAGGCCCCGGACCGGCUCCCAGGUUGUGGUCCUGGCCACGCGGGGGGGGCAGGACGGGGCGGGCGGUGGCCCUGGCGCGGCGGCAUCACGGCGUGGGCAAUGUAUUGACAUAGUUGACCACGUGGGGGACGUGCAGAUGCAGGAGGCGGCGGGUGUGGGUGACGCAGCGGCUGCCACUGGUGGCGCCCGCGGACCACCCGCCGUGGCCUCGCCCUCGCUGCCAGCUCUGGUGGCGGGGGGAAGCACCCGUGCUGCUGCGGCUCCCCUGAGGGCCGAGCGACAGCAGCAGCCCUCUUCACAGCAGCGGGUGGCAGCGGGAGGGCUUAGCGGGGGGCAGCCGUCGGCAGGCGUUGGGGGGCCGCCGGCGGCCAGGCGUCGCACUGCCGAUGCUGGGCCGGCUGGCGUGCAGCAGCAGCCCAGUGGGGCUCCCGCGGCACAGCCGCCCUUUGAUCAGCGGGCAGCCGCCAGGCAGGAUAAGCAGCUGGCAGCUGCGAUGCAGCGGUACUUGGCCUACAUGGCGGACCUCCAUCUCCAGCAGCAACGGCGGGUACAGCAACAGCAGCAGCAGGAGCAGCAGCGCCAGGUGCAGCCGCCCAGGCCCCGGACCGGCUCCCGCUUUGGGGUCCUGGCCACGCUGGGGGGACAGGACGGGGCGGGCGAUGGCACGGCCACGGCGGCGUCCGGGCGUGGGCGACGGGUGCAACCAGCCGCGCACGCACCGCCGCCGCCGCCGCCGCAGCAACAGCCCAGCUCCAAAGGGCGCUGUGGCCCCGCCCAGCUUCCGCAGCAGAGGGCAGGGUGCUUGGGCGGGGGGCUGCCUCCCCCGCAGGACGGUGAUAGCGCGCCGCCGCACGUGCCCACUGGGCGGCCGGCCGGGGGACAGCAGGCUGGUGGGGGCAGCGGGUCGGGGCGCCAGGGUGGAGGAGCGGGGCGGGCAGUGCCCCAGGCGCCGCCCCAGGCGGGGCCGCCACUGCAGACGUCACAACCGGCGGGUGGUGGUAAGGACAGGGGCAGGGGCCUGGGCGCGCCGGCUGGGGUUUCGGCCGACACGGCUGGGCGCGCUGGUGGGGGUGUGGGCAGUGAGGCGGAGUACGGGGCCGUUUGCCUGACCCGGGACACGUGUGUUGCCAUCGGCUCUGACCUCGUGACGCACCAGAACCGCUGCGCAGAUGUGCAGGGGUAUGAGUGGACGCAGCUUGGCCGCGAUGCGCUUGGUGGCCGCCUCCUCGCCUACCUCCGUGACCAGGGCGCCACCGUACCGGACUGGGCCGUCUGCCGCGUGCCGGCCGGCCGUACCGCCGUCCUGGCACAGCUGCACGACGAGUUCACUGGCUGGUGGCGCCUAUACUCAGCCCAGCCUGCAGACACGCCCCUGCCUUCCGACGUGACGGAGCAGCUGGAUGACGCCGCGCAGCAGGUGCAGACGGCCUACAUGGACUACGUGCUCCUAGACGCCCGCACCCUGCGGUCCGCUAAGCGUGGGCCGGCGGACCCCGGCGGGGCCAGCGGGCCCAGCCGCCGGCAACGCCAGCACCGCAGCCGCAGUACCUCCAGCCUCAUGAGCCUGGGCAGCGCUCCAUUGCGCCCUGGCGGCGGUUUUCGAGGUGCCCCGCAACUUGCCAGCCUCCUCGCCCAGUUCAGUCUGGUGGACCCUUGGGCGAGCAAGCGUGGCGGCGCUAAGGGCUACACGCAUCCGGCCACGCCCAAGCCGGCCACUCCCGCACGCCUGGAUCGGUGGUAUGUCAGUGCCACCGCGGGGCCGUGGGUGGUGGAUGUCGCUCGCACGUAUGGGGCGCCUGGGGACCACAACGGUGUGCUGCUCACCCUGUCCUUGCCCGACCUGCCACAUGCGCACCGGGAGCAGUGGCGCUUCCCCACAUACCUGCUGUUUCACCCCUCGCUGCGUUUGGAGCUCGAGCAGCGCUUGGAGGCGCACGUUGCCGCAAAUCCCGUGGCCAGUACAGGUGACGGCGCUUGCACGCAAUGGGAGGCGGACAAGUUCUUCUUGCGGGAGGCCGCCACCAGCAUCCACCGUCGGCAUGCACGCCAGACCCGGGAUGGGCUGCAUGGCGUGGUGCUGGCCGCAGACGCGGCCGCUGCCCUGGCCGACCGGCCGGGUGCCAGCGCCGCACAGCGUCAGGCUGCGGCCAUGGCCAACUUGGCGGUGCGGGAGGAGCGGGCAGCUGCCGCAGCGGCCAGCCACAAUGCCCGCGCUGCACUGAUGGAGGAGCAUGGGGAGCGGGGCACUCGCUGGUUCCAUCGGCAGGCUGAUGAGCCAGCAGCCGCCGCUGCAGCCAUGUACAGCAGCACCAGCCCCACCGGCCUGUUCCGCGUGCAGCCGGUCUGUACGGCGUCGCAGCAACAGCUUCUGGCGGCCAUUGACCGCAAGGUUCCAGCUGAUCUGCAGGCCGCCGCAGAGGGGUCCGGUGACGGCGCCCUCAGUGAUGCCGAGCUGAUGGCAGCGCUGGCUGGCUCCGCCAAUGGUAAAGCGCCUGGGUCGGACGGGGUCCCGUACGAGGUGUACAAGGUUUUCUGGGCGCUGCUGGGUCCGCGCUUGUGUGCUGCUGCUGCCGCUGCCUUUGCUGCCGCUGCAGACGCCCACGAUGGCGGCAAAAUGGCGGCGGCGCUGCCCGCCUCCUGGCGGGAGGGCAUCAUCACGCUCAUCUACAAGGGCAAAAGCCUGGACCGCGCCGAGCUGGCGUCCUACCGGCCCAUCACGCUGCUCAACUGCGACUUCAAGAUGGUGUCCAAGGCCGUCAGCGCCCGCCUGCAGCCCGCCCUGGAUGCAGUUGUGGAUGAGCUGCAGACCGCGUUCAUCACCGGCCGCUGGAUUGGAGACAACGCGCUGUACCUCCAAGGCCUGAUCGAAUGGAUGCGCCUGGACGUGGGCGCGGACGGCACGCCACGGCAGGGUGGUGCGCUGUACUUCUUGGACAUUGAAAAGGCGUAUGACCGGGUGCACCGGCAGUGGCUGUAUGCGUCCGCAGAGGGACUGGGGUUUGGGCCGCGCAUGCUGCGCUGGAUCCGCCUGCUCACUGCCAACGGCUCUGCCCGCGUGUGUGUGAACGGGAUGCUCUCUGACGCCUUCCCAGUGCUGAACGGCUUGCCGCAGGGCAGCACCGCCUCACCACCCCUGUGGGUCAUCCAGAUGCAGCCACUGACGUCCUUUCUGCGGCGGCAGGUGGAGCAAGGGGCACUGCGCACGCCCCUGUUACCCAGCGGCGAGCAGGUGCCACCUGCUGCCCACCACGCUGACGACACGACCCUCACGGCGCGCGACCCGGCGGUGGACGGGCCGGUCCUGAUGGCGGCAGUACAGCUGUUCUGCCGCGCGUCCAACGCCCGUGUCCAUCCGGACAAGAGCAAGGCCAUGGGCCUUGGCAGGUUUGCGCACCUGACGGGCCCUUGCCCACACACGGGGGUGCCGUUUACCACCUGCGCCGUGACGCACCUGGGUGUGCCUCUGUCGUGGGACUCUGAUGCGGCUGCAGCUGACCUGUUCACCCGGCGGGCUCGCGGCAUGGCGUUUGUGGCGCGUCUGUGGGCUGCCCUGUCUCUGACCCUGGUUGGCCGGCAACCCUGGAAGAUGCUCACCCGGGCGCUGCUUACUCAUGUGCGCCCGGACUCUGCCACCACGUGGGCGUGGGUGUACAGCGACGCGCCGGUGCCAGCGGGGCUGCCUGCCCGGCUGGCGGCCGCGGUCGGCCACGUGCGGAGCGCGGGCGUGGAACAGCAUCCGCCGCAGCCAGCCACUCAGCCGCCAGCGGUGCCGCCACAGUGGCGGGUUAGCCUGGACCAGCGGUGGGUGGCUAACGCUGCGGGGGCUGUGUCCUACGUCCACUACACGGGGCGGCUCUUGGAGCCUGGGCCUGGCGUGCUGCCCCCGGCAGUGGAUGGGGCGUGGCAGCCUGCCUGUGUGCUGCAGCAUCGCAAGCCGCGGCACCUGUGGACCUUUGAAGAGCGGGCGGCGUACGAUGCAGCAUCACCAGGGGACCGGGCGGGGGCGUGGCCUCGGGCGCCGUACUUCCUGGCGCCGGAGGCUGGGGUGGUGGUGCACCCGGAGCACUGCCGGAUUGCGGGUGUCAGCUUGGCGGACUACACGGUGCGGGACGUGCGGCGGGCCAUCACCGCGGCCAACCCGGCCGCACCGCCGGUUCCGGCCCGCCCCGCAGCCAUGCCGUGCCCGGCGCCAGCACAGCAGGCGGGGGAUUCGGGGCCCCAGCCGGCGGCACAGUCGCGGCUGGCGGAGCGGGAGGCGGAGUGGCAGCGUGCAGCGGCGCAGCUGACCACCACGGCGGCGCAGCACUUCCACAAUAACCCGGUGGCUCUGGACCCCUGGCUCCACCGCACCUCCGCGGCAGCCGGGCAGCAGAACACGCCGGCGCGAGAACUGCAGUCGUAUGCGUCCCCGUCCCAGCAGUCGGCUUAUGCGCAGGCGAGGACGUGGCUGCAGCAGCUGUGGGCCUGCGUUGCGCCCCAGGCAGCGGCGCCGCCAGUGACGGACGCGGGCUUCAUGCUGGGGGACCGCAUGGGUGUGUGGGCAUCAGGCCCGCGGGGAGCGGGAGCGCUGCUGUGGAGCACUUUGCGGGCCACCUUCUUGUACGCCGUCUGGUGUGCGUACUGGUCCCGCGAGCCUGCUAAGCAGACAUUCCUCAAAAAAAAGACGUCGGAGCAUGUGGUUCGGGAGGUGGUCAGCGAGCUGCGCAGGGUGAUGCAGCUGCGUUUCACUGCCGCCACGCUAACCCCUGAAACCCUGUCGGCUCUGCCCACACAGCUUCUCACCGCACAGCUCAAGGCGGCUAAGCUGGAGCACUUUGUUGCCAUCUGGACGCUUCUCACCGCACAGCUCAAGGCGGCUAAGCUGGAGCACUUUGUUGCCAUCUGGACGGCGGGUGGCGCGCUUUGUGAAGUGGAGGAGGUUCAGGGUGCCCCGCAACUUGCCAGCCUCCUCGCCCAGUUCAGUCUGGUGGACCCUUGGGCGAGCAAGCGUGGCGGCGCUAAGGGCUACACGCAUCCGGCCACGCCCAAGCCGGCCACUCCCGCACGCCUGGAUCGGUGGUAUGUCAGUGCCACCGCGGGGCCGUGGGUGGUGGAUGUCGCUCGCACGUAUGGGGCGCCUGGGGACCACAACGGUGUGCUGCUCACCCUGUCCUUGCCCGACCUGCCACAUGCGCACCGGGAGCAGUGGCGCUUCCCCACAUACCUGCUGUUUCACCCCUCGCUGCGUUUGGAGCUCGAGCAGCGCUUGGAGGCGCACGUUGCCGCAAAUCCCGUGGCCAGUACAGGUGACGGCGCUUGCACGCAAUGGGAGGCGGACAAGUUCUUCUUGCGGGAGGCCGCCACCAGCAUCCACCGUCGGCAUGCACGCCAGACCCGGGAUGGGCUGCAUGGCGUGGUGCUGGCCGCAGACGCGGCCGCUGCCCUGGCCGACCGGCCGGGUGCCAGCGCCGCACAGCGUCAGGCUGCGGCCAUGGCCAACUUGGCGGUGCGGGAGGAGCGGGCAGCUGCCGCAGCGGCCAGCCACAAUGCCCGCGCUGCACUGAUGGAGGAGCAUGGGGAGCGGGGCACUCGCUGGUUCCAUCGGCAGGCUGAUGAGCCAGCAGCCGCCGCUGCAGCCAUGUACAGCAGCACCAGCCCCACCGGCCUGUUCCGCGUGCAGCCGGUCUGUACGGCGUCGCAGCAACAGCUUCUGGCGGCCAUUGACCGCAAGGUUCCAGCGGAUCUGCAGGCCGCCGCAGAGGGGUCCGGUGACGGCGCCCUCAGUGAUGCCGAGCUGAUGGCAGCGCUGGCUGGCUCCGCCAAUGGUAAAGCGCCUGGGUCGGACGGGGUCCCGUACGAGGUGUACAAGGUUUUCUGGGCGCUGCUGGGUCCGCGCUUGUGUGCUGCUGCUGCCGCUGCCUUUGCUGCCGCUGCAGACGCCCACGAUGGCGGCAAAAUGGCGGCGGCGCUGCCCGCCUCCUGGCGGGAGGGCAUCAUCACCCUCAUCUACAAGGGCAAAAGCCUGGACCGCGCCGAGCUGGCGUCCUACCGGCCCAUCACGCUGCUCAACUGCGACUUCAAGAUGGUGUCCAAGGCCGUCAGCGCCCGCCUGCAGCCCGCCCUGGAUGCAGUUGUGGAUGAGCUGCAGACCGCGUUCAUCACCGGCCGCUGGAUUGGAGACAAUGCGCUGUACCUCCAAGGCCUGAUCGAAUGGAUGCGCCUGGACGUGGGCGCGGACGGCACGCCACGGCAGGGUGGUGCGCUGUACUUCUUGGACAUUGAAAAGGCGUAUGACCGGGUGCACCGGCAGUGGCUGUAUGCGUCCGCAGAGGGACUGGGGUUUGGGCCGCGCAUGCUGCGCUGGAUCCGCCUGCUCACUGCCAACGGCUCUGCCCGCGUGUGUGUGAACGGGAUGCUCUCUGACGCCUUCCCAGUGCUGAACGGCUUGCCGCAGGGCAGCACCGCCUCACCACCCCUGUGGGUCAUCCAGAUGCAGCCACUGACGUCCUUUCUGCGGCGGCAGGUGGAGCAAGGGGCACUGCGCACGCCCCUGUUACCCAGCGGCGAGCAGGCGCCACCUGCUGCCCACCACGCUGACGACACGACCCUCACGGCGCGCGACCCGGCGGUGGACGGGCCGGUCCUGAUGGCGGCAGUACAGCUGUUCUGCCGCGCGUCCAACGCCCGUGUCCAUCCGGACAAGAGCAAGGCCAUGGGCCUUGGCAGGUUUGCGCACCUGACGGGCCCUUGCCCACACACGGGGGUGCCGUUUACCACCUGCGCCGUGACGCACCUGGGUGUGCCUCUGUCGUGGGACUCUGAUGCGGCUGCAGCUGACCUGUUCACCCGGCGGGCUCGCGGCAUGGCGUUUGUGGCGCGUCUGUGGGCUGCCCUGUCUCUGACCCUGGUUGGCCGUGUGCACAUUGCGAAGCAGGUGCUGGCGGCGAAGCUGGCCUACCACUUCAGCUUCCUCAACCCAUCGCCUGCGCAGCUGAAGGAACUCACCGACCUGGUGGACCACUUUGCUGCGCGCUCCGUGCACGCUGAGGAUGCCAGCCUGGUGUCGCACGGGAACCCGCUCCUGCUGCCAAAGCGGGAGACGGCCUGUCUGCCGUACAAGGAUGGGGGUGUCAACCAUGUCGACCUGCCUGCGUUCCUGUCUGCCCUGCAAGCUAAGACUUUCGCCCUGCUUGCCCAGCCAGGCCGGCAACCCUGGAAGAUGCUCACCCGGGCGCUGCUUACUCAUGUGCGCCCGGACUCUGCCACCACGUGGGCGUGGGUGUACAGCGACGCGCCGGUGCCAGCGGGGCUGCCUGCCCGGCUGGCGGCCGCGGUCGGCCACGUGCGGAGCGCGGGCGUGGAACAGCAUCCGCCGCAGCCAGCCACUCAGCCGCCAGCGGUGCCGCCACAGUGGCGGGUUAGCCUGGACCAGCGGUGGGUGGCUAACGCUGCGGGGGCUGUGUCCUACGUCCAAUACACGGGGCGGCUCUUGGAGCCUGGGCCUGGCGUGCUGCCCCCGGCAGUGGAUGGGGCGUGGCAGCCUGCCUGUGUGCUGCAGCAUCGCAAGCCGCGGCACCUGUGGACCUUUGAAGAGCGGGCGGCGUACGAUGCAGCAUCACCAGGGGACCGGGCGGGGGCGUGGCCUCGGGCGCCGUACUUCCUGGCGCCGGAGGCUGGGGUGGUGGUGCACCCGGAGCACUGCCGGAUUGCGGGUGUCAGCUUGGCGGACUACACGGUGCGGGACGUGCGGCGGGCCAUCACCGCGGCCAACCCGGCCGCACCGCCGGUUCCGGCCCGCCCCGCAGCCAUGCCGUGCCCGGCGCCAGCACAGCAGGCGGGGGAUUCGGGGCCCCAGCCGGCGGCACAGUCGCGGCUGGCGGAGCGGGAGGCGGAAUGGCAGCGUGCAGCGGCGCAGCUGACCACCACGGCGGCGCAGCACUUCCACAAUAACCCGGUGGCUCUGGACCCCUGGCUCCACCGCACCUCCGCGGCAGCCGGGCAGCAGAACACGCCGGCGCGAGAACUGCAGUCGUAUGCGUCCCCGUCCCAGCAGUCGGGUGAGGGGCCACGGCGUUCCGCGCGGCUGCAGGAGCAGGCGGCGGGCGGGGCGGGGCCUAGCACGGGGCCUGCCACGGCGGCGGCGGCAGCAGCGGCGGCGGUGGAGGGCGACCCUCGCAUGCCGCCCCCGGAUGCGUCCCUUGUGCGGGCUUAUGCGCAGGCGAGGACGUGGCUGCAGCAGCUGUGGGCCUGCGUUGCGCCCCAGGCAGCGGCGCCGCCAGUGACGGACGCGGGCUUCAUGCUGGGGGACCGCAUGGGUGUGUGGGCAUCAGGCCCGCGGGGAGCGGGAGCGCUGCUGUGGAGCACUUUGCGGGCCACCUUCUUGUACGCCGUCUGGUGUGCGUACUGGUCCCGCGAGCCUGCUAAGCAGACAUUCCUCAAAAAAAAGACGUCGGAGCAUGUGGUUCGGGAGGUGGUCAGCGAGCUGCGCAGGGUGAUGCAGCUGCGUUUCACUGCCGCCACGCUAACCCCUGAAACCCUGUCGGCUCUGCCCACACAGCUUCUCACCGCACAGCUCAAGGCGGCUAAGCUGGAGCACUUUGUUGCCAUCUGGACGGCGGGUGGCGCGCUUUGUGAAGUGGAGGAGGUUCAGGGCUUGGCAGCGGACAGCACCCCUGCAGGUGGGGGCAACGCUGCCAGCCCGUUCUUCAGCCCCGGGCUGCAGCUCCACCUUGCCCUGUCCACGCAUAGCCUGGCGCACGGAGUGCAGGACCUGACGACGCAGCCUCAGGGCCCCAGCCUGCCUACCUACCCAGUCCUUAUGGUGGGUGCCACCACGGGGCUCCCAGAGGGCGAGCAGCUGUCCUCAGCCGGCGUCCGGGAAGUGACCAGUGCUGCCCUGUCAGUGCUGGACACCAUGUGCCGGCAGGGCAACCAGCCGCAGCUCUUGCAGGGCCACUCUCUGCACAGCACAGGCCACCCCUCCCGCACGUUUGCGGGGCUGGCCUUCAGCCGGCGCGCGACCAGCGCCAGCAAAGCAGCCUUCACAGCGGAGCUCAUGCGCAAGUCGCCGCUGGCGGUACCACUCCAGCGCGGUCAGGCUGUCCUCACGGUUCACGUGCCAGUGGACACCCGGCCCAUCAUUCCGGGCACCUACACCGUCACGGUCAAGAUGGCGGCUAAGCUGGAGCACUUUGUUGCCAUCUGGACGGCGGGUGGCGCGCUUUGUGAAGUGGAGGAGGUUCAGGGCUUGGCAGCGGACAGCACCCCUGCAGGUGGGGGCAACGCUGCCAGCCCGUUCUUCAGCCCCGGGCUGCAGCUCCACCUUGCCCUGUCCACGCAUAGCCUGGCGCACGGAGUGCAGGACCUGACGACGCAGCCUCAGGGCCCCAGCCUGCCUACCUACCCAGUCCUUAUGGUGGGUGCCACCACGGGGCUCCCAGAGGGCGAGCAGCUGUCCUCAGCCGGCGUCCGGGAAGUGACCAGUGCUGCCCUGUCAGUGCUGGACACCAUGUGCCGGCAGGGCAACCAGCCGCAGCUCUUGCAGGGCCACUCUCUGCACAGCACAGGCCACCCCUCCCGCACGUUUGCGGGGCUGGCCUUCAGCCGGCGCGCGACCAGCGCCAGCAAAGCAGCCUUCACAGCGGAGCUCAUGCGCAAGUCGCCGCUGGCGGUACCACUCCAGCGCGGUCAGGCUGUCCUCACGGUUCACGUGCCAGUGGACACCCGGCCCAUCAUUCCGGGCACCUACACCGUCACGGUCAAGAUGGUAGGGGGCCCUGUGUGGGGGGCUUUCCGUGGUCGCACCGAUUUGGUGCUGCAGGCGGGUGGCUAUCCCACCACCUCGGACCCCUCUAACCUGACAUGUGCUUAUGUGGUCUCAGAGCAGUGCGCCAAAUCGGUGGGCCCCAAGGGGGAGCCCCAGGCCCCCGCAGGCCAGGGCAUCACCAACCACAUCUUUGCCUGUGUGCGGGGCCCCACCUGGGACCCGCAGCUCUCUCACCUGCACUGUGCCAAGUUUGAGAUGCCCGGUGAGGAGCCCAUGCAGGUGGAGGUCCGUGGCGCCCCCCAGGCGGCUGGGACGGCCACGACAGCUGUGGCAGGCAGCCCUGCUCCGGCUGCAGCCGGGGUCGCCGACCUGGGUGGCAACACCUUGGGUGUGGCGCGGCCCGCGGCUGCCAUGGCGACAGCAGCGGACAUUGUUGACCACGUGGGGGACGUGCAGAUGCAGGAGGCGGCGGGUUUGGGUGACGCGGCGGCUGCAGCUGGUGGCGCCAGCGGGCCACACAGCGGGGCCCUGCCCCAGCUGCCAGUUCUGGUGGCGGGGGGAAGCAACCGUGCUGCUGCAGCUGCCCUGCGGGCCGCGCUGCAGCAGCAGCCCUCUUCACAGCAGCGGGUGACAGCGGGAGGGCUUAGCGGGGUCCAGCCGGCGGCAUGUGUGGGGGGGCCGCUGGCGGCCGGGCCUCGCCCUGCCCUUGCUGGGCCGGCUGGCGUGCAGCAGCAGCACAGUGGCGCUCCCGCGCCACAGCCACCCUUGGAUCAGCGGGCAGCCGCCGGGCAGGAUCAGGAGCAGACCGCUGUGAUGCGGCGGUACUUGGCCGAGCUGGCGGAGCUCAAUCUUCAGCGGCAACAGCGGUUACAGCAGCAGCAGCAGCAGCAGCAGCAGGAGCUGCAGCGCCAGGGGCAGUCACCCAGGCCCCGGACCGGCUCCCAGGUUAUGGUCCUGGCCACGCUGGGGGGACAGGACGGGGCGGGCGGUGGCGCUGGCAGGGCGGCGUCACGGCGUGGGCAACGUGUUGACAUAGUUGACCACGUGGGGGACGUUCAGAUGCAGGAGGCGGCGGGUUUGGGUGACGCAGCGGCUGCCGCGGGUGGCGCCAGCGGACCACCCGCUGUGGCCUCGCCCUCGCUGCUAGCUCUGGUGGCGGGGGGAAGCACCCGGGCUGCUGCGGCUUCCCUGAGGGCUGAGCGGCAGCAGCAGCCCUCUUCACAGCAGCGGGUGGCAGCGGGAGGGCUUAGCGGGGGGCAGCUGUCAGCAGGCGUGGGGGGGCCGCCGGCGGCCAGGCGUCGCACUGCCGAUGCUGGGCCGGCUGGCGGGCAGCAGCAGCCCAGUGGGGCUCUCGCGCCGCAGCUGCCCUUUGAUCAGCGGGCAGCCGCCAGGCAGGAUCAGCAGCUGACAGCUGCGAUGCAGCGGUACUUGGCCCACAAGGCGGACCUCCAUCUCCAGCAGCAACGGCGGGUACAGCAACAGCAGCAGCAGGAGCAGCAGUGCCAGGUGCAGCCGCCCAGGCCCCGGACCGGCUCCCGGUUUGAGGUCCUGGCCACGCUGGGGGGACAGGACGGGGCGGGCGAUGGCGCUGCCACGGCGGCGCCCGGGCGUGGGCGACGGGCGCAACCAGCCGCGCACGCACCGCCGCCGCCGCCGCAGCAACCGCCCAGCUCCAAAGGGCGCGGUGGCCCCGCUCAGCUCCCGCAGCAGAGGGCAGGGCGCUUGGGCGGCGGGCUGCCUCCCCCGCAGGACGGUGCUAGCUCGCCGCCGCGCGUGCCCACUGGGCGGCCGGCCGGGGGACAGCAGGCUGGUGGGGGCAGCGGGUCGGGGCGCCAGGGUGGAGGAGCGGGACAGGCAGUGCCCCAGCCGUCGCCCCAGGCGCGGCCGCCACUGCAGACGUCACAACCGGCGGGUGGUGGUAAGGGCAGGGGCAGGGGCCUGGGCGCGCCGGCUGGGGUUUCGGCCAACACGCCUGGGCACGCAGGUGGGGGUGCGGGCAGUGAGGCGGAGUACGGGGCCGUUUGCCUGAAUCGUGACACGUGUGUUGCCAUCGGCUCUGACCUCGUGACGCACCAGAACCGCUGCGCAGAUGUGCAGGGGUAUGAGUGGGCGCAGUUGGGCCACGACACGCUUGGUGGCCGCCUUUUUUGAGGAAUCAUCCUUACAAGGUUGAAC
Molecule: messenger RNA, 13728 nt
Organism: Chlamydomonas reinhardtii
Lineage: Eukaryota; Viridiplantae; Chlorophyta; Chlorophyceae; Chlamydomonadales; Chlamydomonadaceae
Exons: 14
Coding region: 400-13704 (4434 amino acids)
Source: RefSeq, a predicted model, not a curated record